AUGGCAGACGAUGAUGACUUAGACGCAACAAAGGCGAUGAAAAUAUGUUCCCAGGUGAUUAUGUUCAUCCUGUCUGUAACUCAGCUAGCAAUAGCAUCGAAGUACCGUUAUGACUGUGCACAGCAGCCCGACCUCCCUUCCUUAUUGUUGGCAUUCGGAACCUUGACCCUUUUAAUGGCUGUGUUCGCCACCCUGACCUGCUGCGCCAGACGGGAAAUUUACGACUACUAUUGGAACUUUAUGAUAUGUCUCUUCUUCUUUGGCUGGUUGAUCGGUGGAAUAUCUAUGGUCUACUCUAUUAAGGAGCCAAACGACAACAAGAACAGUACAAGUGUGGAGCCGUACUGCAACAAGACGCUGUACCUGUUCGCCUUUGUGAUGACCACCAUGGUCUACAUCUUAUUGGGCUCGUGCAUGUUGGGCAUCUGCUGCUUCCUCAUCUACAAAUUCAGGCAGUACUAG
Scomber japonicus (chub mackerel) is the source of this 462-nucleotide messenger RNA. Its product is annotated as transmembrane protein 272-like. The record is from RefSeq and is a predicted model, not a curated record. NCBI's taxonomy places the organism in Eukaryota, Metazoa, Chordata, Actinopteri, Scombriformes, Scombridae. The coding region runs from base 1 to 462 and encodes 153 amino acids. The transcript is spliced from 4 exons.